Molecule: messenger RNA, 1620 nt
Organism: Dipodomys ordii (Ord's kangaroo rat)
Lineage: Eukaryota; Metazoa; Chordata; Mammalia; Rodentia; Heteromyidae
Gene: Cd4
Product: CD4 molecule
Exons: 9
Coding region: 46-1620 (524 amino acids)
Biological process (GO): positive regulation of ERK1 and ERK2 cascade; cell adhesion; immune response
Cellular component (GO): external side of plasma membrane; membrane raft
Molecular function (GO): protein tyrosine kinase binding; MHC class II protein binding; coreceptor activity
Source: RefSeq, a predicted model, not a curated record
UGGGUGAAGGAAGGUUCCAGAAAGCCAGUGGAGGGGAGGGCCACCAUGAAACAAAGACUCGCGCUUGCAGCCUUGUUCUUGGCGCUUCUGUUCGCAGUGUUCCUGGCGGUAGGCGAAGGGAAAGAACUGGUGUUGGGGAAAGCGGGGCAGUCGGUGGAACUGCCCUGCCAGUCUUCUCUGAGGAAGAAUAUGCAAUUCAUCUGGAAGCACAAAAACCAGUCCAAGAUUCUAACAGCAGCUAGGUUUGGCCUAGUGAGUCGAGGUCACCGGGAUUGGCACCGUCGCUUUGACUCAAAGAAAAACCUGUGGGACCAAGGAUCUUUCCCGCUCAUCAUCAGCGAACUGGAGAUGAGGGAUUCGGACAGCUACAUCUGUGAGGUGGAAAGGGUGGCCACCGAGGUUGAGCUGCAAGUGUACAGAUUGACUCCCAGCCCGGAGUCUCCCGUGAUGCAUGGCGAGACCGUCACCUUGACUCUGGAGACACCCCCAAACACGAACCCCUCCGGCCAGUGCAGGAGUCCCCGGAACCAAGUGAUGCGCUUGGACAAGGUGCUCACGCUGCCCACGCUGGACGUCUCGCAGAGCGGCCGGUGGACCUGCACCGUCUCCCAGAAGAACAAGGAGUUGCAGUUUGACCUGGACAUCCGGGUACUGGGUUUUCUCCAGAUGGUGGACACGGUGUACAAGGCCGAGGGGGAGCCGGUGCAGCUCUCUUUCCCGUUUAACAUGAAUGACGAGAGCCUGAACGGCGAGCUGAGGUGGCGGGCCGAGGGGACAUCUGGGUCGCAGCCCUGGCUCACCUUCUCCUUGAGAAGCGGGAAGCUGCUGAACAUCACAGUCCCCCAGGACCCCAAGCUGCAGGUGCCAGAGAGCCUCCCUAUCCGGGUCAAACUAGCCAAAGCCCAGCCGAAGUACGCCGGCUCUGGCAACCUGACUGUCAAGCUUGCUAGAAGAACGCUGAGUCAGCCCUUGAAUCUGGUGGUGAUGACAAUGGCCCUGCAGGGGCGCCAUCUUGUCUGCAGGGUUCUGGGACCCGUGUCCCCAAAGCUCCACCUGAGCCUGCAUCCGGGUAACCAGACGGCCAGGGUGUCAAAGCAGGAGAAGGAGGUGCGCGUGGAGGACCCAGAAGCAGGACUGUGGCAGUGUCUCCUGAGGGACGCGGCCAAGGCCCUGCUGCUGGCCCAGCUUGAGGUCCAGUCUACACUGUGGAGCCCAGGCCAGCCCACGUUCCUGGCCGUGGUGGCCGGGGGCGCCCUAGGCCUUGUGGUCUGCCUGGCCUUGUUCAUUUCCUGCUGUGUGAAAUGGCGCCGUGGUCGGGUGAGCAAGCCCCGCCCCUCAGCCCUGCCCCGCCCCUCCUCCUUGCCACCUGAAGCAAGAGGGGUCCAACCUAGCAAAGCUGCCUUUCUUUGUUCGGUGGGCAGGGUGUCAGAUUCGAGAAGAUUCCCUGCCUGGUUUGCCAAAGCCGAGGGCUCAAAAGACCUGCAGAGCCCCGGCCUGGGUUCUAGAACUUUCCACCAGGGUCUCAUCCUGGAGGAAGCAGCCAGCUCGCCUCUCCCCAGCGACUCCACAGAGACACUCAAGCCAGGCCCAAGGUGGAGGCUGAGGCCGGCCUCUGACUGA